Messenger RNA from Raphanus sativus (radish), 4455 nucleotides. RefSeq lists its product as uncharacterized. The record is from RefSeq and is a predicted model, not a curated record. NCBI's taxonomy places the organism in Eukaryota, Viridiplantae, Streptophyta, Magnoliopsida, Brassicales, Brassicaceae. Bases 449 to 4045 code for a protein of 1198 amino acids. The transcript is spliced from 15 exons.
ACCCCUACUGUCACCAUACGGGACCGACCAUCCUCUAAAGUUAUCCAAUGGGUAAUAUCGUAACUUCGUAAUAACCAAUCUCCCCCGAUCAAAAAAAAACAGCAAACCAACGAAGGCGCGGUUCGUCUCUCGAUCCCGUCCUCUCAUGGCUGCUGCUGCUGCUGCUGCAGGGACUUCGUUUGAUUUCGAAUUCGAUUUCAAUUUCGAUUUCGAGCUCUUCACGUACACAUUUGAUCGAUUCAAUCUCUCAUAGGUCCCUGAUUUUGGCGGGGAAGAGUUUUUUCUGUAAUCGCGGGAAAUCUGUAAUUUUGGAUUCGAAGGUGCACCUUCUAAAUAAUUCGACAGCUGAGAAUUAAGCAUAUAUGUGCUGCAACUCCUCAACCUUGUCACGUGCCACUACGUGUGUAGUGUUUAUAAAUAAAACAGUGGACUUGCUUAAGCCAAGGGAAUGUCAUCAGCAGCACCUGGGAAGUCUGAUCGUUCUUCUGGUGGGCCAGAUAGGACUUCUUUAUACAGGUCCAACUUAGCUGCUGCUGCUGCACAUAUGGAAAGAUCUAGUAGCUUUCGCGAGACGGUUGAACAUCCUCCUGUCCCGAACACUACGUUGAGGAGGAGCACUUCACCGUUAGCGCAAACCACCGACGUAACGAAUUUCUUUCAGUGUCUGCGUUUUGAUCCGAAGGUGGUUGCCGCGGAUCACAAGUCUAUUCGUCACGGUGACUUUAAGCGUCAUGUGAGUAUGGCUCUUGGGGUUCAAGGAGAUGAAUCUCCUAGCACAACAACGCUGAAAGGGAAGUUAGUUCCGUCUCCUGUACCAGAAGAGAUCAAAAGACUCAAGGCUGGUCUACGCGAAAACAAUGUCAAGGCCAGGGAGCGUGUGAAAAUUUUCAACGAAGCGUCGUCUGUAUUUAACAAGUUUUUUCCUACUGUUCCUACAAAGAAGAGGUCUCGACCAGAAGGGUUUUCCAGUGACCGCUCUGGUUUAGGUAAAGGGGGAAUUCAAGGACAGUCUCUGCCUGGUUGUUUUGAGUUUGACCAGCAAAAGCUUGAAGAGGGACCUAAAAGUGGUGCAUUAAAUAAGCGGACACGUACUUCCAUGAUGGAUGUUCGGAGUAAUGCUGUUGUCCGACAAUCUGCUGCUGUAGAUAGGGAUAAAGACACAAUGAGACUAGCAAAUAAUCAUAAUGCAGUUCAGGGUGAAGAUCGAUAUUCAAUUGGCAUUGAUGGUUGGGAAAAGUCGAAAAUGAAGAAAAAACGAUCUGGCAUAAAAACAGAUGGUCCUUCUAGUUUGGCUUCAAAUAAAGCAGUUGAUGGUUACAGGGACUUGAAGCAGGGCAUACCAAAAUCAACUGGGGAUUCCAGGUUGAGAUUAAAUGGUGACUCGAACAUGUCAAGGCAUGGGACAGUAAACGGGGCUGCUCCAUAUGGAAGAUCUGAUAGCCUCUCUCGGCAGACAGGCUUGGCAGGGGGUUCCUUGCCCUCCAGGGAUUCAGAUCACAAUUCGUUGUACAAUGAGAAGAGAGAACGAGCUAUUGCUUCAGAUAAGGAAAGAGUGAAUCUCAGGGCUAUCAACAAGUCAAAUAUUCACGAUGAAUCCAAUUCUUCAAGCCCAAAAAUAAAUGUUACAGUUCGUGGUCCGAGAUCAGGAUCAGGGCUUCCUCCUAAACUUUCUCCGGUUGUCCAUAACACUCCUUCUCCAAGUGAUUGGGACAUUUCUGGUUGUACAAACAAACCUCCAUUGUUGUCUGGGGUUCCUAAUCGCAAGCGUAUGACAUCAAAUCGGUCUUCAUCACCACCUGUAACGCAAUGGGCCAGUCAAAGACCACAAAAGAUAUCCCGUGCUGCAAGGAGAACGAACUUGGUCCCAAUUGUUUCAAGCAAUGAAGACAUUCCUUCAUCAGAUAACAUGUCAGAUGUUGGUUGUAGUGAAACAGGUUUUGGAUUUCAAAGACGCUCGCCAGCAGCUUCUCCUCGAGUGAGAUUAAAAGGCGAGAAUAGCUUGUCUACAACAGCUUUAUCAGGAAGUGAAGAAUUUAGCCCCCCUGAGAUCAAAUCUAAAGACCAGGGAAAGCAAUCUGAUGAGGUCGAUGGGAAAGCUACUCUGAACGUUCGUAAGCUCUCCAUCACUGGUUUACAAUCGAGAAAGAACAAGCUUGUCCUUGGAGAAGGGCUUGGGGAUGGAGUGAGGAGACAAGGAAGGACAGGCCGUGGCUUUGGCUCAACAAGGUCUGUCAACCCAAUGGGAGUUAUGAGACAUGGAACAACAAAACAACUUCGCAGUGCAAGAAAUGACAAGAAUGAAAGCAGGGCAGGUCGUCCACCCACUAGGAAGCUCUCUGACCGCAAGGCUUACAAACGUCAGAGAAAUACAUCGGCAAACGCUACAACACUAGAUUUUCUUGAUGAUGGGCAUGAAGAGCUACUAGCUGCUGUUAACUCAGCUAUAAGCUUUGCUCAGAAUUUUCCUAGCUCUUUCUGGAAACAAAUGGAGCGCUACUUUUGCUUUAUAUCUGAUUCACAUAUCAAUUUCGUAAAACAACUGGGUGACUUCUCCUCCAUGGGUACUACACCAGUUGGGACAUCUUCAGACUUCGAUGGUCGUGAAAAUUUUGCCGAGGGACUUACAACCAGCAGAAUGGAUUCUAAAGCUUCGCCCCUUUAUCAGAGGUUGCUAUCAGCUCUGAUUUCAGAGGAGUCAGCCAGUGUAAAUGAAGAUUUACAAUUUGAUGGAUUUGGAGCCGAUGCUGAGUCAGAAUUCAGUGUCUUGAAUCAUAAGGAGUUCAAUGGUUAUAGAAGUGAUAGAUUGGAACUUGAUGAUCUAGAAGAUGAUGUGUCUGUUAUCCCGCUCAAGGGUGUUAACAGCUCACCCCACAAUGUCAAUGGAAGAUUUACAGAUCACUCAUCCAUCGACUUCUCAGACAUUCAAUAUGAAACUCUGGGGAUAGAUGAGAAGAUAUAUUUGGAAGCUCAAUCUAUUGGCAUUUGCUUGGAAACCAUGCCUAAUAUUUCAAACACGGAGGAUGAAGGAAUAGUCGAGGAGAUCAAAACGUUAGAGGAGGCUGUCUACGAGGUGGGUUCCAAGAAGAAAGAGAUGUUGAAUCGGUUACUAACGCCUGCCCUAGAGAUGAAAGAACGUCAGGAGAAUGAGUUUGAUCGGCUCGGUUACGAAAAACUCAUCGAAAUGGCAUAUGAAAAGAGCAAGGCAAGUCGGCGGCAUCACUCCGCUAGUGGAAAGAGUUCGGCUAACAAGAUAUCAAAGCAGGUCGCAUUUGCUUUCGUGAAACGGACGCUUGGAAGAUGUCGUCAAUUUGAAGAGAUAGGCAAAAGCUGCUUUAGUGAGUCUACAUUCAAGAACAUCCUCGUUGCUGGGUUGACACAAGUUGAAGAUAAUCCCACGGACAAGGAGGAAGAUAUUUUAUCAGCUUCAACACCGAUAGGAUCACAACCAAGCUCAUCAUUGGCACAGAACAGAGAGACUUCUGAACAUACUUUACGGGAAGGGAAAGAUGAAACGAUGUGGUCAAAUAGAACGAGGGAGAGAGAGUUGCUACUUGAUGAUGUGUGUGGGACACCAUUUUCAAGCAGUACAAAAGGGAAGAGAAGUGACAGGGACAGAGAUGGAAAAGGACAGGCGGCUUCAUCAUCGAGAGGUGGAGGAACUAACAAGAUCGGUUGGCCUGCACUGUCCAAUAACGCCAAGGGUGAACGGAAGUCGAAAACCAAACCUAGGCAGAAAGCAACUCCUAUGUUUUCUUCUCCUUCUGUCAGUAUCCCGGAGCAGAACAGAACAUCAUCGUCCAAACCAACUAAUAGCAACAACAGCGAGUAUAGUAACUUGGAGACACUGGACGAGACAGAGCCACUCGACCUAUCUGGCCUGCAGAUACCAGACGGUUUAGGUGGUCCAGAUGAUUUCGACGCACAAGCAGGAGAUCUAAGCUCAUGGUUGAACAUCGAUGACGAUGUGUUACAAGAUAAUGAUAUAGACCUCCUUGGACUUCAAAUACCCAUGGAUGAUCUUUCAGACUUAAAGAUGAUGGUAUAAAGCUCCCACCCUUAUGUCUUUAUUUCUGUACAGCCUCCUCUGUUAUACUAUUAGCGAAAAAGAAAGAUGAGUAAAAGGAAAUACAAGUUUUGGCUCCCAGAAAGAAUAACCACUCACCAUCAGUAUCAUCAUCAUCAUGUUUAGGGGCUCUUUCUUUCUGUUUCUUUAUAGGGUGAUUACUAGGGAUGGUGGUGAAACUGUUUUUGUUUAUUGGGUGAUGGGUGGUGUAUACUCCGGCGGUUAAGAUAGGUCAGUAGUUAAAAACGUCGGGAAAGAUAGUGAUAGUAAUGUUGUGUAGUGAUAUAUAGAUAAGUCUCAGGUUUUCUUUUUUCGCUUUUGUAACCUCAGAAUCAUUAUUGUUGCCUCUGUACAUACAUUUUAUGUUCCUUAAUAAAAUUCAGCUUCUAAUA